Molecule: messenger RNA, 1675 nt
Organism: Geodia barretti
Lineage: Eukaryota; Metazoa; Porifera; Demospongiae; Tetractinellida; Geodiidae
Source: the annotation of a GenBank genome assembly
CUCUCUAUUCUCUCUCUGUUCUACGUCUUCUCUCAGUUGGACUGAGUCUGUCCGUGGCCCAGUUGCUGUACCACGGAGACGUGAUGUGGCUGAACCCAAACGAAGACCUGAGGGCUGCUAGAACCAGCUGGAAGAAAGGACAUGGACCUCUUGCAACCUGCUUUGUGUUUGCCUCUGCCGUUGUCCUGGUGUGUGUGGAGAAGAAACCAAAGAGAAAGAGCAGCAGCAAGAGUUUUGAGGUGGAAGUGGGAGUUGAGGACACAAAGUUCAAGAUUCUCUUACCUUCUGUCAACUGCUCUGUCCAUGACCUACCAGACUCUGAUGGAGUGACUGACAUGUGGCAGUUGAAGUACAGACUGUCUCCUCUGUCCAGCUCAUCUCCCUCCCUCAUAUCUCCCCUUCACACACCUUCUCACCACUACCUCUCCUACCUCUUACGGAGCCAGUCUAUGGAGCAGAAGGCAGCAAUGGUUCAUCUCAUACGUCAGUCAAUUGGAGAGCUUCGAGACACAGCGACAACAAGUGGCAGCAGCUCUCCACUUCCCCUCCACACCUCCUCCCCACUGGCACACCCUCACAACUCGCACCUCAGUUCCUACUCUCCCUCCCACAGACACCCUCUCCUCCCUCCCUCACACUCCUCACCACGUCACACUCGUCCCAGGUCGAACUCUCAGCCACACCUCCAAAACCUCACCCCCUCUCCACACCCCUCACCACUGGCACACUCUCACCAUCUCCCCUCCCUCACUGAUCUCACCAAACACGGAUAUAACUAAUAACAUGUUUUAUUGCACAUAUCUAUCUAUAUACUAUGUUGUUGACUUGUAACACAUUGCUUGUGCAUAGCUAUAAUGUUCCACGCUUGGUUUCUGCUACAUGCAGUCUCAGCACUACUUUACAUACAGUUCAAUGAACUCUAUUGGAGAGCCAUGGAUGUCCAACCAACACAGUCUGGCCUCUAUAGGGUCAGAGGUGGGGCUGGGGAGUGUCUUAGUGAAGUAUGGAGGAUUGUUGAAUGAGCAACAGCUACUGCUGCUACCACAGCCUUCACCAUCCCAGAGAGGAUCAUCUGGAUAGAAGCUGUUAGUAGGUGUCCCUGGGUAAUGAAUUUCUGAUUCACAGAAAUAGUCUCCAGCCACAAAUGGUGGGACAGUAAUGUUGAUGCUAGCAUCACAAGGACAUACAUCAUCCCGAGAGGGUGUGGUCUCAGAAAAACCAGCAGCAAAUGUCCAGAUGUGUUGUCGUGGAUUGCCGUGUGUGAGACUGACACCAGAAACAUAGGCUCCUUCUAUUGUGGUCACAUGUCCACGAUGGUAAGCCUCAAAUGCAUCGGUGCGACCAUACUGGUAGGCUCUGAUAGAGCCACACACACUAGUGUAGUCUCCUCCACUGACAGGGAACAAGACUGAGUCACAGGAGAGAAUGCUGGUGUUAACUCUACCACAGGUCCUCUUGGAGUAACUAGUGAGCUGCCAGCCAGAGGGACAGUUGGUGUUGGUGUCUGUCAUGUUCAGGUAGACCACACGUCUCCAACCUCCUGUUCAUCCACAUUUAUAUGGGGGUGUGGGUCCAUACACCUGUCCAAGUAUGUAGUCAGCAGUCUUCUUCAGUUCCUUUGUAACAUCGGUCAGUACAUUCCGCUCCAGUUCAGAGUGCACUGCCAUACUGAGAC